AUGCAAGCCAUUGAUCUCAAUGACUUGACGCAGACUCUCGACUUUGCUUCCUUUCACCAACCCAUAGUCACCCCUCUAAACUCUAGCAAUUCUAACCACUGGGAUCCUCCUCCAACUAAUUUCCGUCAUGAGCAUAUUCCUAGGGGAACACCUCCUAUCGACAUUUGCGCAGGCCCCAUUUUGCGCUACACGGGACAAACCGAAGGCAUUUCUAUCUGGCGCGGAACCGCGCUCAUUGUGACAAGUGACAUUGAUCCCGCAACCCCUGCCACUAUGUCAGCAUCUGCUUCAGCAUCAGCAAACCAAACGUGGACUGCAGGUGCACAUGCAACUUCGUCCUCGUCGCAUCUGUCGGGGAACUAUUCCUCCUAUUCUUCUUCUAAUUCUUCUUCUAGCCAGGCACCCAUAUUUGGAUAUACAAUAACGCUACCUAAAACAGAUAAUGCGGGACAACGAACUAGACAUGCAAGUAGUAGAAACAGUGAAGGAGCAAAAGAUUCUCCAGCAAGCAACAACAAUAGCUACUUUGAUGAAGAAUUAUACAAUAAGUUUGAUGGAGAUGAGGAUUUAGCCAAUUUCUUUUUUGAAAAGGAAUCCACUGCUGCCACCAGGUCACCACCCCAUGAUGAAGAUAAUAACACCACCAAUACUACAAAUACCACAUUUAAUACUACUAACACUAAUACUACUACUAAUACUACCCCCAAUACUACCAAUACUACAGGCCAUAUCCAUUACACUCCAGAUCACCAUCCAAUUUUAGCCAGCGGAAAGAUACCCGCAGAACGCCUGCACUCGGAGUAUGGCAAAACCUUUUGGCGGUUCCGACUAGCGUUUGCUCUUCACCCAUCGCGCGAGCAACAGGUUCUUUAUACCAUUAAUGGCGAUGCCGCGCUCGGCGACUUUUUCUUGCCGUCUCAGGAACAGUCUAUGCGUGUUGUGUUCCACACAUGCAAUGGGUUCUCUCUCGGAGUGGACCCAGACAUGUACAAGGGAUGCUUGUGGAAAGAUGUUUUAAGACACCAUCAAGUACAGCGGUUCCAUGUCAUGAUUGGAGGUGGCGAUCAAAUCUAUUGCGACCGAGUCAAAGAAGCAUGUCAGCCGAUCCGCGACUGGAUCAAUGAGAAAAAUGCUAACAAGAAGAAAAACAUGCCGUUUGAUAACCAAGACCGCGAGCUUACUGAAAAAUUUUACCUCGACUACUACAUUGGCUGGUUUGGGUAUGGUUGGUGGCAAGGCCGCACGGUUUUGGAAAACUCGAGUGAAAAUACUGCAACUACAAACGGCAAGUUUAAAAAAGUCCACCGGUGUUUACGGCCAGAUUUCCCUAAAGCUUUGGCCACUAUCCCGUCAAUAAAUAUGUUUGAUGAUCACGAUAUAGUUGACGGGUUUGGAUCAUAUGCAGAUCAAACAAUGGCCCAGCCAAUUUUUUGCGGGCUGGGCCAAGUUGCCUUUAAGUAUUACAUGUUGUUCCAGCACCACACCCACCCCAGUGAAGAUCCUGCUAUGGAAGCCUCUUGGAUCUGCAACCCAGCAAGUCUUGGACCUUAUAUCCACGAGCCUGCACGGUCUGUUUAUGCGCGCUUGGGCAAAUCCAUGGCUGUUCUUGCGCUCGACUGUAGGACUGAACGCCGGCUCGACCGCAUCAUUUCCCCAGACACAUACCGGCUCAUUUUCCGGCGCGUUGCUGCAGAGCUGCAAGCUGACAAGCGCAUUAAGCACCUGUUAGUAGUUGUGGGUGUUCCAGUAGCGUAUCCAAGACUGGUAUGGCUCGAGACUUUGCUGGCGAGUCCCAUGGUUGCGGGUCCGAUUAGGGGGCUUGCCAAGUCGGGGAUUUUAAGUGGGUGGGGCGCCUUGGGAGGAAGUGGCUCUGGCAGUGGUAACAACAAAAAAAAGGCUACAGAAAUCGAUGUCCCAUACAAUCAACGCAACCAUUACUCGCAUAAUUCUCGCACGUCAAAUAACUUUGACGGGGCUGCCGAGAUUCUGGAUGACUUGAACGAUCACUGGUGUGCUAAAGUGCACAAACAAGAACGAAAUCAGUUUGUGGUGGACCUUCAGGACCUUGCAGAAAAAACAAGCGCACGUGUCACGAUUCUUGCUGGAGAUGUUCAUCUGGCAGCUGUGGGCCGGUUUUACGGGCGUCAAAGAGAGUGCGAGGACACUCAUGGGUGUAAUCCACAAUCCGGAACCCAAGAAUCGUCAACAAGCACUACUACCACAGCAGAGUCUACCACAACGGCCGUUACAGCUCCAGCAGAUGUUCCACCAAUUGACUGGGAGCGUGACCACCGACUAAUUCUAAACGUGGUCAGCUCAUCUAUUAGCAAUGCGCCACCGGCUGCAGCACUGGCGGAUUUCCUUAAUACGCGUAACAAGGUGCACUACUUAGGGGCACAUACUUGCGAAGACAUGGCGCGUAUCUUUAAGUACGAUGUGGACGGGACGUUGCGCCACAAAAACCGGAGCUUAAUGGCACGUCGCAACUGGUGUAGCAUUGUGGAAAUUGAAGCUGCAGACCCUAUCGAUGAUUAUUUCCAAGAUUAUUUAGGUAACGAUGAUGAAUACAAGACUAGGAAACCCCUUCCAAAUCAGCAACCACCACAACGGUACCCGCGCGCAUAUAAGGCUGUGUACGGGUCUUUGGCACGAGUCGAUGGCAUGACGAGCGUGGCAGCCGGUCCCCGGUUCCCUGAGAGGAUCAGUGGUAGUGGUGGUGGUAGUGGUGACUGGUCGUUUUCAUCCGGAGCAGGAGCGGUUCCAUUUGCAUGCGACGAGAGAGAGCCACGGUAUCCGGAUGGUCCCGGGGCGCUAUCGAUUGUGUUACAUGUUGAGCGGAACUACGCAGAGGCGUGCGGGGAAACAAGGCCGUAUGAGGUGAUUGCCCCGAUGCUUUUUGUUGGCCAAGGAAACAAUAGCAGUGAAGUAGACGAAAGGAAAGAUGUUGCGGGAUUUAGUAUUUGA
Magnusiomyces paraingens is the source of this 2964-nucleotide messenger RNA. RefSeq lists its product as uncharacterized. The transcript is spliced from 2 exons. Gene Ontology annotation, cellular component: membrane. The coding region runs from base 1 to 2964 and encodes 987 amino acids. NCBI's taxonomy places the organism in Eukaryota, Fungi, Ascomycota, Dipodascomycetes, Dipodascales, Dipodascaceae. The record is from RefSeq and is a predicted model, not a curated record.